AUGGAAAAGCAGGAUGAAGCAUACGAUCCACCGCCCCCCUACACCCCAAAUGGCCAGCCACCAGGCCCACCUCCUCCCUAUCCGCAGCCUCUUGUCCAGGGAGGGUUCAACGAACCCAGCACCUAUGCUCAGCAUGUCGCUUAUUCAAGCCAACUACAUUCCGUGCCAAUGGCGAGCCCCACUGGAUACUACCCAGUACCACAAGGUGUAUCUCCACCACCAGGUACCAUCCUAGCCCAACCAACCCUCAUCACAAUAAUGCCCUUGGCUUUGGCGAACCCACCUCCAGACUACCUACUUUAUUCAAUUAUGGUUACCAUCAUGUGCUGCUGGCCAGUUGGAAUAGUCGCCAUCCUGAAGUCAAUCAAGUGUCGCAAUGCUAUAAAUCGUGGAAAUGGAGAAGAAGCUCGAAUUUUUUCAGGUCAAGCUAAGAGGUUUGCACAUAUUGCACUUGGAGUUGGCAUUCUCUUCAUGAUCCUUUGUAGUAUUUAUUAUGCAGUACAGUUUGUUUCCCGUGGCUACAGGUAG
This is a messenger RNA of Lineus longissimus, 528 nucleotides long. Its product is annotated as proline-rich transmembrane protein 1-like. The transcript is spliced from 2 exons. The record is from RefSeq and is a predicted model, not a curated record. Bases 1 to 528 code for a protein of 175 amino acids. Lineage: Eukaryota; Metazoa; Nemertea; Pilidiophora; Heteronemertea; Lineidae. Gene Ontology annotation, cellular component: membrane.